AGGCGAAGCAAAUUCAUAGGCUUUUCCCAAGACACGCCACACAUCCCAAAUGGAUAUCAUACUCUCCCACCAAUUGCGGAUCAGAUAUGUUCCCUCCAUCAACAAAGAUUUCUCUGUAAGCAGAAACAGCCUAUCUAACGCUCUCAGAAGCCAGAUUGCAAUCGCCCGCCGAGACUCUCAUCCCAUAUAUCAAGUUCUGCACUCGCGAACCGCCUGUCCCUGCUGAUUCUUGAAGAAAACGACAUCACCGUCCGCUUCCACGAACGUACACUGCGUGAACGACCGCCAGAGCGAAUAGAAGGUAUUCUAAAGCCGACAACACCAUACAGAAUGGUAACUUCAGCCCUGGGUCCCGGAAACGCACUGACACCCAAAAACCAAUUCAAAAGACUCACGGAAGAAUCAUAAUUAUAAUACUC
Molecule: messenger RNA, 419 nt
Organism: Serpula lacrymans var. lacrymans S7.9
Lineage: Eukaryota; Fungi; Basidiomycota; Agaricomycetes; Boletales; Serpulaceae
Exons: 1
Coding region: 50-226 (58 amino acids)
Source: RefSeq, a predicted model, not a curated record